CUCUUUCAUUAACUUGGUUUUGUGUGCACUUGCGACAAUGUAUAACUUGCUUCCUCCCAGCAAUGGUGGUACCACUACAUUGUUUGGGGGUUGCACCCAGUACCGCAGCGUGAUAGGCCAAACUGCUGUGCGAGGUCGACAUCUGAUUGGAUGUUAAAACAAACCAAGACUCCGCCUCCGAUUUUGACACAGCAGGUCGGGUUUACUGGAGAGACAAUACCUAUUAUACCAGAACUGAGAGGGUCAGGCAGACAGCAUCUAACACUGCAAAUCAUUGUAACAUAUCCACUCGAGGGGUUUGAUGUAUUCAUGCAUUUAUUUAUUUAUUGUAUCUACAUUAAAAGGUAAUGGAUUUCGUGCUAAGCGGAGCAGCCGCUUGCGGUGCGUGUCUCUUCACUAACCCCCUGGAGGUGGUCAAAACGCGGAUGCAGCUGCAAGGCGAGCUGAAAGCGCCCGGCUCCUAUCAGGUGCAUUACCGCAACGUCUUCCACGCUUUCUACACCAUCGGGAGAGUGGACGGCUUGGCCGGGCUGCAGAAGGGCUUGGUGCCCGGGCUGCUGUACCAGUUUUGCAUGAACGGGUUCCGGCUCGGGUCCUUCGCGAUCAUCGAGUCAGCCGGCUACAUCCACUCCGAGGACGGCAGAGUCAUCCCCGGCAAAAGCAUCGCCGCCGGGGCUAUAGCCGGGGUCAUAGGCGCUGUUAUGGGGAGCCCAGUCUAUUUGGGAAUGGUGCACGCGCUGGUGCGUAUAAAGAAGCAGCAUGGCAUUCUGGGAUUGUGGAGGGGGUCAAGCGCGGCCGUGCCUCGGGUCACGGUGGGGUCGGCCACCCAGCUUUACUCCUUCACCGCAGCCAAAGAGUUUGUCCGUGACCUCCAGGUAACUCCCCUUUGUCUGUGUGUGUGUGUUGUCCGUUUCAGUGUUCUAGAACACCCUGUAGUGUUUACAAGAAACACACAUCUGGCCUCUGUUGUUGUUCUAUCCCAAAUUGUCUGUAUAACACAAUUUUUCCAACUCAGACAUGUUCGCCAGGGGAGAGACGGAGCUUUGUCUUCUAAGGGUCGCGGUGUCUCCAGAUCACGCUCCCACCUGCAACGAUGCUGCCAUUUGAAACGAGAGGCGCGUCAUGGGAGGGUGCGCCCUCUGGAGGCUGAUCCUGGUUUUUCGGUCAGGGUUUGUCGGCCCUCUCUAACGUUUCAAAGACCUCAGUCAAUCCACCUCCUAAAUUUUUAUCCAGAUAGGCUGCAUUUUGUUUCACUAUAAAGAAAUUUAAAAAAAGCUUUUGAAAGACAUUUGGAAGAAAUUGUGCGGUUCUACGCAGUGUGUGUUCAGUCCUUUACCAGAAGGAAGCGAACUAAACUGUCGGGUCCAAUUUAUUCUCACACACGCUGUUAAUCCCCCCCCCCAGAGUAAAACAGGUUUGAA
Molecule: messenger RNA, 1421 nt
Organism: Polyodon spathula (Mississippi paddlefish)
Lineage: Eukaryota; Metazoa; Chordata; Actinopteri; Acipenseriformes; Polyodontidae
Gene: slc25a35
Product: solute carrier family 25 member 35
Exons: 2
Coding region: 348-1259 (303 amino acids)
Source: RefSeq, a predicted model, not a curated record